AUAGAUCUCUGCGCGACUGCUGCUCCGCCGUCACCAAGGAGCCUGUAAAGAUGACUGCAAAAAUUCCUGCCUUCACUGACAUCGGCAAGGCCACUAGGGAAUUGCUCUAUGGCAGCAAAUCUGGCGUCUUCCAAUACAACCAGGCGCUCAACAUCAGCACAAAGACCGCCGAUGGAGUGGAAUUCUCCGUCGUCACAGUGAAGAAGGAGGACAGGAUCGAGGGAGCCCUAAAAGCAAACUAUAAGACAAAGAAGUACGGCUUCACAGGCACAUUCGGCUCCACUGGCCUGGUCUCAACUUCCGUGGCGGUCUACAGUGUGGCCCCCGGCCUGGAUGUCACUCUGUUUGGGACACUUCCAGAUGUGCAGGGAUCUGCCAAGGUGUCUGCGGACUACGUGGUGCCGCACCUGACCCUUAAGACAUCCGUGGGCCUCACCAACCAGCCCAAGGUGGACCUGGCGGCCACGACCGGCUACAAGGACAUCGUCUUCGGUGGCGAGGCCACAUAUGACUCCGCCAAGGGUGACGUGACCAAGUGGGCAGCAGGAGCAGGCUACCAGCGCUUGGACUAUGCCGUUGGAGUGCUCCUGAAGGACAUGGGCAAGGUUAUGACCGUCUCCUACGCCCACAACGUGGAUGCCACAACCGCAGCCGGCGCAGAAGUGUCCAAGAGACUGGACGAGAAGGAGUUCACCACCUUCACUCUUGGGCUGCAGAAGAGGUUGGAGAAUGGGGCGCUGGCCAAGUUCCGCCUGGACAACGCAGGCAUUGCCUCUGCCCUGUACGAGACCGAGCUGAAGCCCAACCACAAGCUGGCCAUCUCCAGCCAGUUCAACGCCACCGACCUGAACAAGCCCCCCAAGCUGGGCUUUGCUCUGGACAUCAAGAACUGAGGCGGAGCUCCGUCUCAGGCUUGAUCAAAGCAAAGGCAUGGAUGCAAGUGGGCUGCCAGCCCAGCGGGCUCUGCCUGCUGCUGUGUUCAAGACCUACAAGAGCUGUGUCCUGCGUGGAAGUCACAAUGUUGACAUCCUCUCAGCAGCCUGCCAGGGUCCAUUGCUGAUCAAGAUAAAGGGUGUGCAUGGCCAGUGAGUGUAGCUGGACUUUAAUGGAUGUGAAUGCUGCACGUGUAAGGCUUAGGAUAGUUCAAGUCAUGGUGGACUGCAUGGAAUAUUAAGAUCUUGGGAUGUUUCACAUGUCUUUGACAAUACUUGUGCAGUGUUUUGCCCGCCAUCAGAGUCUUUGAUGUUUGGGGAUUGUGUCUGGUAACAAUGUCUCACGCAUGGUGGAUGGAUAGUUGAAAUUGUAAAGGAACCCGUUUACCUCC
Coccomyxa subellipsoidea C-169 is the source of this 1324-nucleotide messenger RNA. RefSeq names its product voltage-dependent anion-selective channel protein. Gene Ontology annotation, cellular component: mitochondrial outer membrane. Lineage: Eukaryota; Viridiplantae; Chlorophyta; Trebouxiophyceae; Coccomyxaceae. Gene Ontology annotation, biological process: monoatomic anion transmembrane transport. The record is from RefSeq and is a predicted model, not a curated record. Gene Ontology annotation, molecular function: voltage-gated monoatomic anion channel activity. Bases 51 to 893 code for a protein of 280 amino acids. The transcript has 7 exons.